Molecule: messenger RNA, 2045 nt
Organism: Branchiostoma belcheri (Belcher's lancelet)
Lineage: Eukaryota; Metazoa; Chordata; Leptocardii; Amphioxiformes; Branchiostomatidae
Product: dual specificity protein phosphatase 3-like
Exons: 3
Coding region: 81-1139 (352 amino acids)
Biological process (GO): protein dephosphorylation; negative regulation of MAPK cascade
Cellular component (GO): cytoplasm
Molecular function (GO): MAP kinase phosphatase activity; protein tyrosine/serine/threonine phosphatase activity
Source: RefSeq, a predicted model, not a curated record
UUAAAUCACCUUGGCACCAUAAAAAUAUUUGCGGGUCAGCUGAGGCGCCCGGCGACCCUCCAGAACCUAUAUUUGCAGUCAUGAUGACGACAAACAUAGCCAAUCCCGGCUACAGGCCCCAAACCAUGGCCAGCUUCGACCGGUUCAGCCGCUACAACUACAUCGGGAGUGCCUACGGGCGCCUAGGCGGCUCGACCGGCGCGUUAGACCGAAGCUACGGCACCACCACCUCCGGUACAACCAGCGCGCUCAAGACGAUCGGACUCCCGACCAAGACGUCUACCAAGACGGUAACCUUCGCGCCCGGAACUCGAGGGAAAGACAUGUCUUACUCUGACCGCUACUCCUCCAGCGAUCGCUACACAAGUUCAAGCGCACCUCUCUCCAGCUACAGAUCCAGUGUGGGAAAUUUACUGAGUUCGACAUCAACGUACCGAGAUAGCUAUGGCUAUCGCCAAGAUCGGGACUAUGAUUCCUCCAAAUAUUCCUCCAGACUCUCUACUUCCAGCCACCCGACAGCCAACACGUCAAGUUCGUACGGGAGGUACUCUAGUGGGGAGUAUUCCUCCACGUCUGCGACGUCUAAGUCGAGUUCGGGAGGUUACUGCACGGCGGAUGACUUGUCAGAGUGUUUGAGGGGCGGAGUUGGGGCGUACAUCUCACACACCAGUUAUAACGAAGUCUUUCCCAACAUCUUCAUCGGAGACCAAACCUUUGCUGAAAAAGGAGCUUUGCUACGACGAGAGGGAAUCAUCCAUGUGCUAAACGCGGCACAUGGCAAGUAUUUUGCACGAGUAGAGGACCUGUAUGAACACCUACAGAUCGAGUACCUAGGUGUGCCAGGGAGAGACAGGGAAGACUUUAACAUGACCAGGUUUUUCACAGAAGCCGCUGAGUUCAUACAUAGUGGCUACCUGUCAGGUAAGGUACUGGUGCACUGUGCUGUAGGGUUCAGCCGUUCCCCCACCCUGGUGGUGGCGUACCUCAUGUUGUACCACCGCAUGAGCGCCCAGGAGGCCCUGAAGACCAUCCGCGCCAAACGCAUGAUCGGACCCAACCGUGGAUUCCUCCGUCAGCUCGCAGAUUUCAACAACAAACUGCUGGCCGAGGGGAGGAUCAGGCCAUACAACGGGCGCUGAGUUAGCACAGUUCAAGUUCAAGAGUCAAUAAGUCCUAUUCCAUCAGGAUUGUGACACCCAACUUUUCAGUGUUAGCAACUUGAACCUGUGACAUCUAUGAGGGUUUGGCUGUUUAUUGGUCACUGAGUUAGAGCUCAAUAUCUACAAAAUACCGGUAAAUCAAGCAAGAGAGAAAAAUCAGAAAAUUUAUCCAGUAACUGCUUGAUUCAACUUGUAAUGCAUAAUGUUCUACCUACUAGUAGUUGAUGUCUAACCUUCAUUGAUGUACUGGAGGUUUGCAGUUGAAAUUCAGCAUUCAACAACUUAGUCCUAUUCCAUCAGGAUUAUGACUGACACCCAACUUUUCAGUGUUAGCAGCAUGGGACUGUGACCUCACUUGUGACAUUUCAGAUAUGAAAGUUCUGGUGAUGUAUAUUGGGGUUGAUCAUGUAUCUUGUACUACUGUAACAGCAAAGUCACAACUCUAAUGCACACAUCAGAAAGAAAUGUGGUAACAAGCUACCAGUAAACAAAAGUCUGAAAAUUCAAAGGUCAUACUGUAGGGACAACACUUGAAAGGAUUAUGAAAGUAAGCACAUGGUGUCUUUUAUUCCAAGAACACUGAAAAACAACAAAAGGGACUGAUGAUUUGAAUUUGGAUGAAUUUCCAAAUUGCAAAGUUGUUGAAUAAACUGACUCAGAGGUGAAUCAAGAGGUAUGAAGUAUUAUGAUGAUUAUGACAGUCAAAAUUGUUUCAUUUCCAUGGAACUAUAAAAAUGGUCAGGUGAGAAUUGUUCUACGUAUAAAAACGGCAAAGGUGUCAUGUAAUAUAAAUUACCUCCAAAGUUAAAGCCAUUGGCCAACUAAGUUAAAUAUACCAGCACAAUUUGUGUCUGCCAAAACUCUACAUAGAAGUUUAACAACUGA